AUACUUACCGUCUUUUAUCAUGUGUAAGUCAGACGGUAUUGUCUUCGAAAUCUAGUAACACUCCGUCUCUGAAAGAAAAGUUUAUUCAUGAAAUUUCACGAGAUGUCACGUGAGGUCGGUACCAGGUUGCAAAAUGGCUAGAAGGAACGAGAAGGGUGUCUGCCAGUCUGCGUCUCUUCCGACAAUUUUGUUAGCUGUUUCAGCAGCAGUUCCGUGGCUGUGGGUUGUGACUUCUACAACAGUGACUUGUCCAUUUUCGUUUCCUCGUUCGUUUGAAAAUCGGACAUCAAUCUACCUGGCAGCAUGUCUCAAUUCAUGUCUCUACGAAAAUGUGACUGCACCACGAAAUUGCUAUGUCGAGGACUGUAUUUCAGGCUGUCAUAUCGAUGUCUCUAUGAGUUUUGAUCAAGAAGAAUACAGAAUUACAGUUAGGGAGUCGACGAUUAACGGCACUCAUUUGCUUUCUGUGCAUCUUGUGCCAUCCCUUUGGAAUCUCUCCAUAUACUUUGAAUUGCGCACAGAAACGGAUAAAUUCAAUAUUGAUGCAUCAGGAAAUGUCACAUUAACUCGUCCACUUGACAGAGAGAUCCAAGGUAUUCAUACUGUUCAAGUGGACGCACUGCUGUCCAGCAUUCUUGAUGUUCCACUGUCAAAAAAUCUGUUCAAGUCUGAAGAGAUGACUGCACAAACUGUGAUCACAGUACUAGUGGAGGAUGACAAUGACCAUGUGCCAGCAUUCACUCUUUCUCAAUACAGAACUGCCAUUCUUCGUGAUGAGGAAAUAGGAGUUGUUGUGUUGAGAGUCAUUGCUGUUGACCGAGAUGCUACUUUAGCACACAGACAUCUCACUUAUUCUUUAGAGACUCCGUUUUCAUCAGUACCAUUUGCUGUGGACACUGCAAGUGGUGCUCUCACAGUAACAGGACAUCUAGAUGAAGAUGACUACAUGUUCAGAGUGAUUGCUACAGACGGGCAUUUUAAUGCUACUGCUGAUAUUGUUGUGGGGGUUGUGAUAGAUGCAGAGCAGAUGUGUGAGCCCAAUCAAUGUCUUCCCAAUGGUCGAUGUGUACCAAAGCAGGGAAGUUAUGAUUGUGUCUGUGAGGUUGGGUUUGUCGGUUUGCACUGCCAAAAGGUGGAAACGUGCACACGAGACUCGUGCAUUUUGAAAAAUGGAAGAUGUAUUGAUGGACCACUUCUCAGUGGUUGCUUGAAACCAGCAAAUACCGAUUUGGCAGAUCGUUACUUUGAAUCACUUCCAUUCAACAGCAUACAACAUUCUGCUAUUCAGUUUUCCCACGUCACUAAUCCUCAUCUUUGCUACUCUACCGUGCAACUGGUUCACAUAACCGGUGAACGAUCCGCUCUCAAAGCAGACCUCAAUGUCACUUACACAGCAGACGGUGAUCUAAACAUCACCAUAUCAGAGAUUGAAGAGAAAUCAGUCACAAUCCUACUUCAAGUUUGUUGCAAGGAAUUUGGUUGUUUCAGCGUACAGAACUGGCAUGAAACUAUGCUGCCCGUGCAAAUGAGCCAUGACUUCUCUUUGCGGGAUGAAGUUAAAGUGACCAUCGUUCGUUGCCCUCCUCUGCCACCUACAGACAUACAGUUUGGAUCAAUCAGUUGCACGGGACAGGAAUACAGGGACACGUGUACGAUCACAUGUGACUAUGGAUACGUCAUCAAGGACCGCAUAGUCCAUGCAGAGCGUACAUGUGGUGCUGAUGGUAGCUGGAAUGCCACUCAAGUAGUAUGUUCGCGUAUUGACUGCGGUGAUCUCCCUGUAUCCAACGUAUCUCUGUCACGUGUUGAGUGUAACGGAACGAGAUACUACAGCUCGUGCGCUGUCGUGUGUCCAAGCGGUCACGCUCUCUCCACUCCCGGGCGUCGUGUGUGCAGAGGGGAUGGUACGUGGUCAAGUAACUCCACACAAUGUAUAGAGUCUGACUAUUGCAUAUUGGCAAAAGAUGAUUGUAACCAACAGCACGGUGUCUGUCUGAGUACAGGAACAGCAGCAUAUCAGUGCUCUUGUACCAGUGGAUAUACCGGAAAUGGCAAGUAUUGUGGCAUCGAUCAAGACCAAGAUGGCAUACCAGACACAAAUCUUCCUUGCAAUCUUACUGAAGUCACAUGUAAGGCCGAUAACUGUCGUCAACAUCCUAAUAGUGGUCAAGAGGACACAGAUAAUGAUGGAGUUGGAGAUGCUUGUGACGAAGAUGAUGAUGGAGAUGAGGUGAGAGACAGAGACGACAACUGUGCGUUUGUAUUUAAUCCACUACAGAACGACACAGACAGAGACAAACGGGGCGAUGAGUGCGACCCGUGUCCUUAUACUGCUGACAACGGAGUUGAUACGGAUAACGACGGUCUAGGUGAUGUUUGUGAUUUGGAUGUUGACGGUGACGGAGUUAGCAACGUUUCCGACAACUGCCCAUUUCACUUUAAUCCCUCGCAGAACGAUAAAGAUGGCGAUGAAGUGGGAGACGUUUGCGACAAUUGCCCGAACACAGCAAAUGCUGAUCAAGUGGAUGCAGAUGAGGAUGGCGUGGGAAAUAGCUGCGACUCUGGAGAAGACAGAGACAGAGAUGGAAUCGGAGAUGGCACGGAUAACUGUGUGUCCGCACCAAAUCCUGAUCAGUUGGAUACGGACGAUGAUGGCUUGGGAGAUGUGUGUGAUACAGACGACGACGGCGAUUCUGUUUCGGAUCGUGUCGACAACUGCCGUCUUGUUAAAAAUUCUGGUCAGGAGGAUAGUGAUGGUGAUGGUACCGGUGACGCGUGUGAAGAUGAUGCAGAUGGUGACCACACAGUCGAUUCACUGGAUGUCUGUCCCUUCAACAAACACAUCACUCUCACAAACUUCACAACAUUUGAUCGAAUCGCAAUAGACCCGAUCGAGUCAAACCAAAUCGAACCAAUCUGGAUCGGCAACGGCAACGGAGCAGAGAUACUGCAGACAGAAAACAGCGAUCCUGGAAUGGCUAUCGGGCACGACGUGUUCGACUAUUUGCAGUACGAUGGAACGUUCUACAUCAGUGACAACGUUCGUCAAGAUCAACAAACGGACGACGACUACACGGGUUUUGUAUUCGGAUAUCAAAACAACCGGAGGUUUUAUAUCUGUAUAUGGAAACGUUCUCACCAGCCGUUUGACAUUAACAGCAAUGACCCUCCUCGACCGACAGCAUUUCGAGGCAUACAGCUAAAGGUUAUUGACUCGGCGACCGGUCCUGGUCCAGAGCUGAGAGAUGCCAUUUGGAAGACUGACGGUACCGUCAAUCAAUCAAGAUUACUCUGGUUUAGUGAUGUUCGAUGGGAAUUCAACACUGCGUAUCGUUGGCACUUGGUGCAGGAUCCGGCAAGCGGCUAUAUACGUGUCAGAUGGACACAGGGCUCGUUUGUGCUUGCGGACAGCGGUGCUGUCUACGAUCGCACGCACUACGGAGGUCGAACAGGCGUGUUUGUCUUUUCGCAGGCACAAGUCACAUUUUCUAACCUGAAGUAUCGCUGUUUGACGAGAAGCAACUAUUUACUGCAAUUUUCGGAGGAAACUUCUGAAGGAGUUACACUUGGAAUCACAGAAGAUUUAGUUGGAGGAACGAGUUUUACAUUGUCAGCUUGGAUGUUCCUCACUCACAGUGGAAAUCCAGCUUGUUCUCUGGAACGAAACAUUACGUUCGGGCAUGCCAAUUUGUCUGGACCGGAUUUGGGCAUUUUCCGACAAUCAACAGACGAUGAGGUCGAUUGGACGGUUACUGACAAAGCAUCCCCGACCGCUGGUAGCGGACCAUCUGAAGAUCACACCGGUAACAAAGGAUUCUAUGUCUUUCUAGACCUGCCAUUUCAGUUCCCUCUUCGAUUUACUGUCGAGGGAUACAGGGCCAUUCUAGAAAGUGUGGAUUUCAUCUCUUCGUCCGGUUGCACACUGUCGUUCUGGUACCACAUGUAUGAAGAAGUCAGAGAUUUUAUUCAUAUGGGCAGCCUGGACGUUGAGGUGUACUACAGCAUUUACGGAUGGUACCCAGUGUUCAAUCGUGCUCUCAAUCAAGGAAAUCAGUGGCAUAAUGCCCUCAUCGAUCUGUCGCCAUUCAAAGGAACAAUCAGAGUAAGGUUUGUUGGUCGCAAAGGUAUCAUUCAAGGUAGCAAGAACGAGAUUGCUCUUGACGACAUAACAUUAAGUUCUCUGUGCAGUCACCGAGAAGUUUGUGAAAAGACCAAGCCUCUCUUCGGAUCUACAUCAGCUGCAGGCAUUCACGUUCUAUUGAGAAAUAAUUCUUUACAAGCCAGUGUUGCUACGUCAACAAAGCCUCUACCCUCGGCAACCUGGUUUCAUGUGGCACUGCAAUAUGAUGCUGCCAAGCAGACACAGUCACUCUUUUUCAACGGGCAAAUAAUUGCUUCUGUACUAAUUGAUGACGAUCAAGAAGGGACUGACCUAUCCAAACCACUUCUUCUUGGCCAGCAUCUAGAAUGUACACUGACUGAUGCCUGGAUUGAUGAGGUUCGAGUGUGGAGGUCGGUCGUGAAUGUCACCAAUACAUACAACAAGAUAACAAGGGUUGAUCAGUCACCCUAUCUGCUUGCUUAUUGGAGAUUUAAUGAACCGUCAGGCAGACUACUGCAAGAUGAGGUCAGUGGAAGUGACACCGAGCUGCCCGACACCUUUGGUCCUACUCAAUAUGCGAGUACAUUAGACUUAGGCAUGUAACACAUAUAUACCUCUACACACAAUGACAAACAAGAAAGUAGCAGAAAGACAGAAAACCAAAUUGAACAAGAAACUGGAAAUGCUAAAAUGGUGUUUUGCCUAAGAAAUAUUGAAAUCGAGUUGGUCUAUGAUGUGCUUGCCUGUAGUGACUUUAUCAUCAUAAAAAUAAAUUCAUCUAGUGCACAA
Molecule: messenger RNA, 4891 nt
Organism: Corticium candelabrum
Lineage: Eukaryota; Metazoa; Porifera; Homoscleromorpha; Homosclerophorida; Plakinidae
Exons: 20
Coding region: 134-4705 (1523 amino acids)
Biological process (GO): homophilic cell-cell adhesion
Cellular component (GO): plasma membrane; extracellular region
Molecular function (GO): calcium ion binding
Source: RefSeq, a predicted model, not a curated record